AAAUCAUUUAACAAUCCAAAUGCUUUAGUUUUCAAAUUGAAUCUUAGUUAUGUUAUCUUUGGUGCUUUAGGUCUUUACUUUUUAUUCUCUCUCACUUCUUCAAACAACGGCAAGGAAAUCUCCUGGCAAGAAUUUAGAAACCAACUACUAGAUAAAGGUUACGUUAAAAAAAUCAUUGUGGUAAAUAAAUCUCUUGCAAGAGUCAUUCUAAACGAUGCUGGUAAACAAAACCUUUCUUUAGUUAUCGGUUCUAUGAAUACAAACUCUCCUUACUAUUAUUUCAAUAUUGGUUCUGUUGAAAAUAUUGAACACAAAUUAGCUAGAGCUCAAAAGGAAAAUGGCAUCCAAGAAGACUUUAAAAUCCCAAUCAUAUAUGAAAAUGAAAUCCACAUCACAAAACACAUCUUUCAACUCUUACCAACUGUUCUAAUGAUUGCCGGUUUGUUUUGGAUUACAAAAAAAGCUGCUUCUGGCUUAGGCUCCGGUCCUGGCGGCAGAGGAGGUAUUUUCAAUGUCGGCAAAUCUAAGGCUAAACGUUUUAAUAAAGAAGAAAACGUCAAAAUCUCAUUUAAAGAUGUCGCCGGUUGUGAUGAAGCUAAAGAAGAAAUCAUGGAAUUUGUCAAAUUUUUAAAACACCCAGCUAAAUAUGAAAGACUUGGUGCUAAAAUCCCAAGAGGCGCUAUUUUGUCUGGUCCACCUGGUACUGGUAAAACUUUAUUAGCAAAAGCUACUGCUGGUGAAGCUGCUGUACCCUUUUUUUCCGUUAGUGGUGCAGAGUUUAUUGAAAUGUUUGUUGGUGUUGGUGCUUCAAGAGUUCGUGACUUGUUUAAAACUGCUAGAGAAAAUGCACCAUCAAUUAUUUUUGUCGAUGAAAUCGAUGCUAUAGGUAAAGCUAGAAAUAAAGGUUCUAUGAGUGGUGCUAAUGAUGAAAGAGAAGCCACUUUAAAUCAAUUGUUAGUUGAAAUGGAUGGGUUUGCUACCUCCGAUCAUGUAGUUGUUUUAGCUGGUACUAAUAUUCCAAACGUUUUAGAUCCUGCUUUAUUAAGACCUGGCAGAUUUGAUAGACAUAUCACUAUCGAUAACCCUGAAUUGGAAGGCAGAAAGGAAAUUUUUAAUGUUCAUUUGAAAAAAAUUAAACUUCAUGAUGAUAUCGAAGACCUAAAAGGCAGGCUAGCUACAUUAACUCCAGGAUUUUCAGGUGCUGAUAUUGCUAAUGUUUGUAAUGAAGCUGCUUUGAUUGCUGCGAGAAAAGGCGCCAAUGAUGUCCAAUUAAUUCAUUUUGAAUUGGCAAUUGAAAGAGUCAUUGGCGGUAUUGAAAGGAAAACAAAAUUAUUAUCAAUUGACGAAAAAAAAAUUGUUGCCUAUCAUGAAGCUGGCCAUGCCAUUUGUGGUUGGUACUUGGAAUUUGCUGAUCCAUUAUUAAAAGUUUCAAUUAUUCCAAGAGGACAAGGUGCAUUAGGAUACGCUCAAUAUUUACCAGGUGAUCUAUAUUUAAUGUCGGUUCAACAAUUAUAUGACAGAUUGACUAUGGCAUUAGGUGGUAGAGUCUCAGAAGAAUUAAAUUUUUCAACAGUUACAAGUGGAGCAAGUGAUGAUUUUAAAAAAGUUACAAGAAUGGCAACAGCUAUGGUAGUAUCAUUAGGAAUGAGUGAAAAAGUCGGACCAAUAAACUAUGAAAGAAAACAAGAUAACGAUUAUACAAAACCAUUCUCUGAAGAAACAGCUCAAUUAAUCGAUGAAGAAAUCAACAGAAUUGUUGAAGAAUGUCAUGAACGUUGUCGUAAACUAUUAACUGAAAAAUCACAUGAAGUUGAAUUAGUGGCACAAGAAUUGUUGACAAAGGAAGUAAUCACAAGAGAAGAUAUGAUAAGACUAUUAGGAAAAAGACAAUUUCCUGAACGUAAUGAUGCAUUUGACAAAUACUUGGAAGAUAAAACUAAUAAAAAUAAUAAUGAAGCUGCAUCACAACCAAACUAG
Molecule: messenger RNA, 1977 nt
Organism: Ascoidea rubescens DSM 1968
Lineage: Eukaryota; Fungi; Ascomycota; Saccharomycetes; Ascoideales; Ascoideaceae
Gene: YTA12
Product: m-AAA protease subunit YTA12
Exons: 1
Biological process (GO): mitochondrial protein processing; protein-containing complex assembly
Cellular component (GO): membrane; m-AAA complex
Molecular function (GO): ATP hydrolysis activity; metalloendopeptidase activity; ATP-dependent peptidase activity
Source: RefSeq, a predicted model, not a curated record